Molecule: messenger RNA, 3455 nt
Organism: Eriocheir sinensis (Chinese mitten crab)
Lineage: Eukaryota; Metazoa; Arthropoda; Malacostraca; Decapoda; Varunidae
Exons: 8
Coding region: 41-2785 (914 amino acids)
Biological process (GO): transmembrane transport
Cellular component (GO): membrane
Molecular function (GO): transmembrane transporter activity
Source: RefSeq, a predicted model, not a curated record
UUGGGUGCACGGAGGAGAGCUGAGUGGUGUGUGGGGCGGAAUGAGAGGAUGGAGGUGGAUACAGUGGGACCUCGUGUGUGACAGAACGUGGAUCAAGGAAUGGGUCGUGACGUCAUACCUGAUCGGCCUCGUGAUUGGCGGACUCUUCUUUGGCUUCUUGGCGGACAGGUUCGGUCGAAGGAACCUGCUGGUGGUGAGCGUGGCCUCCGUCAGCGUCACCGGACUCGCCCUUCACUUCGUCAGGCGACUGAUUGUCUUCCUGGGCCUCCGCUUCCUGCAGGCCGUCUUCGUGCAGGGAAUUUACGUGACCAGCUGGACGCUGCUGGGGGAGUUGUUCCCUCCGAGGUGGCGGUGCCGCGCGCUGGUGGCCGGCGGCAUGACGCGGCCCCUCGGCGUGGCGCUGGGGGCCGCGGCGGCGCUCACGGUGCAGCACUGGCGCGGCCUGCAGCUGACCACCGCCCUGCCGCUGCUCAUGUCCAUCCUCUACUACUGGAUGGUGCCGGAGUCCCUGAGGUGGCUGCUGACGAGAGGCAAGACGCGGCGGGCGAGACAGGUGGCGGCCCAGCUGGCGCGUCACAACCUGCUCAGCCUCCCCCCCACCGCCCACGCUCAGAUGGACCACCUCGCGGCUCACGUCUACAUUGACCUGCCCUGGGAGAGCCUCGCCACCCUCUUCCGCACCCCGAGGCUACGCAGACACGUUCUAGUAACUGUGUUCAUGUGGCUGGCCGUGUCCCUGGCAGGCGGCACAUUCCGAAGAGAGCUGCUGGAGACGAUGGCGGAGAAGGACGAGGAGGGGAGAGGCCUGAGGAAGCGGCUAAGCGUUCUCGGGGGCCCUGGUCACCUGGGGGCGGCGCUGUGGGCGGGGGUGGAGGCGGGGGCGGUGGUGCUGUCGGCCGUGCUCACCAACCUGCUGUACCGCCGCGCCUUCCUCGUGGUGACGCUGCUUCUCGCCGCCGCCCUCGCCCUUGCCGUCACGUGCGUCAGGCGGCUCGUGGACGAGGCGUGGAUGGACGUGACUGCCCUGGCCACGGCGCUGCGAUUUGUGGGCGUGCUGGUGGUGGGCUGCGUGAGGGUGGGCGUGGGCGUGCUGGUAGUGGAGGUGACACCCACUACCGCCCGUGCCUCAGCAGUGGGUCUAUGUGCCGCCCACGCCGCCCUUGGGGAGAUCCUCGUCUCCCUGAUGACUUCUGUGGCUAAGAUGACGUACCCCUCCGUGCCCUGGCUCGUCUCUGCAGGGAGUUGCCUCCUCGCGGCUGCUUUGACACUGCUUCUGCCCGAGACUUCAGGCACAACCCUGCCAGACGUGGUGGACGAGGCCGAGGUGGUGGGGCUGGCGCACGGCGGUGAUGUCUUCAAGUCGUGCUACACGAGGUACGGCCGCAGCCCAUACUGGACAGAGCUGGACAGUGAGGGCGCUGAGGGGACUCUACAAGCACCGGGUGAGGGUGGCGGCCAGCACAGGAGAUUUGACGAUAAAUCUGAACAAUCGCUUGACUUUGAUGCCGACGUGAACAACAGUAGAGUGCCAAGGAAGAGCCACGCUCCGCCACACUCCCUCGACUCUCACUCGUCCUCGGACUCUCUCGCCUCCCUCAUGUCGCUUGUAGACGUGCGUCGCGUCAACGGCAACAACUCAGACACCAGCGAUUCCAGCGACCACGACAGCCUUGGCGCCGCCCCAAGAAGGCGUUUGAGCAUAGUAGAGAAAGAUGCAAAGAUGAAAAACAUCACAGCAGACUAUUCAGAUUUUCAGGAAGCUUUGCCUGAAGGCCGUAAGGGGGCAGUUACAAAUUCAACACUAUCAAGAAAGAGAGAUGACGCCACGGACUUCAAUUUUUUAUCUGACGGUGAUCCUCUCUCGGGGCAGAGUGACAACAGAGAGGUCAGCCUCGAGGUGUUAUGUGACGACGCAGUGGAGAACGACUUUAGCCUGUCUGUGUUCUCCUUGAAAUUCAGACACAUCAAAAGACCAGUCAGCCCCACAGACAGAAGGACGCGGCCAGACCUCCACUACUCCUCCUCCUCCUCCUCCAGCGGGGACACCCCCAAGCCGGGCAAAACACUGGUCCAGGACUAUAUUUCCCAUCACGGCUCAAGUGGCGACGGGACGGACUCUCGAAGUAACUCACUGAGCGAAAAAGACGUGACAGAAGGAACUCUUUUUCGGGCUGUGCCUAUCAUGGUUACACUUGGUGAUAGUCCUGAGGUUUUCCAGCAUACAGAACAGCUCAAGAAAAGACGAAAAUCAUCUAACAAUGAUGCAGGGGAUAAUCAGGUGUGCCGCCAACCAAUGCAUAUACGUAAUAAACACGAAGCCAACGCUAGUCACACUAAAAUUAAGGCUAGAGAUCAGUCACGUGAUAGCCUCAGCGUUUCUCCGUCACCUGAACCCAAACCCAAAAGGCGCCGCCCCUCGCCUGCCACACAAGUUCCGGCGUGUGGCAGCUUGAGCGACAAGCCACAUUCUGCUGAGAUGGAAACUUGCAACAGCUCUCCUCCGGCUCGCUAUUACCUCACUACCCUUCUAGACGCCUCUUCAGGCAGCAGGACCGACCCCUGCUCGACCGAUAUAGUUCACCCCACGCAGGGAGAUCGGAGAAGUGAAGGAGGUGAACCAGAUUUCAAGGCUACGGCCGGUAAAUGUAAAGCAGGUUCAUCUAAAAGACAUGAAAAACCUGCCGUUUUGCGAGGCGUCGGGCGAACGUUGAGCACUAGGACGGACGGUAAAAGUAAAACAGGUGAGGUGGAUGCAACUGUGAGCGACAGUGAUAAUAAAAACUAAUAGAAGUACACUGUCACAUCCACCGCCAUCUCCACCACCACCACCAUAACGCGGCACAAAGGAUGAAAAAUCAACAAAAAUAAAGUUUCAUGGUGAGGCAUGUUCUUGGGGUGAGGCAAAAAAGAGAAUGGCAACUUAUUAAUCGCAGAAGUCAGAGUAGACAGAUAACCGGAUGGAGAGAUGAUGUUAGAUAAUAUUCCGGAGCAAGAUGGAUGAUGAUGAUAAUGAUGAUGAUGGUGAUGAAGGUGGUGGUGGUGGUGACAAUGACGGUGAUGAUGGUGAGGUACAGAGAGUCCAUGAUGUGUCCUGCAGAUGACCGGAUCGAGACCGCAUGGGAAAUGACCGACCUGCAGCCUGUCACCUGUAUACGAGUACUGGACAAACAUGAUUGACUAUUCUCAAAACAAACAGUAGGAAAGAGAAAUCAUGGAAAGUAAUGCCACGUAAUGUCUGCAUGCACGUAUUAAUGAUAAAGGUUGUCUAUUGAAGGUGGAAGGAAAAUAACCAAAUACUUCAAGUUCUUACAAACAAGAGAGAAAAAGGGUUAGAGUAAUAAUUAUAAACAAUGCCUGCAAAAUACACGUUAAUGAGAUAAUUUGUUUACUGAAGUUAGGAAAAGGAAACCAAUAUCUCACUUUCAGUCUAUAUUCACAGUAAGAUAAUACGUUGU